AUGUCAUUUCAAGAAAUACCAAUCAUUGAUUUAAAAUCAGCUCUCGAUCCUGAGACCAAACCUCAAUUUUUAAAAGAUUUAAGACAUGCAAUUAUUAAUGUGGGAUUUUUAUUAUUAAAGAAUUAUGAAGUAUUUGGACCUAAUGAACAAGAUUUCAAAGAUAUCAAACAAGAAACAUUGGAUUUCUUUGCGUUGCCAGAUCAAGUUAAAUUAGAUAUUGAAAUGAUUAAAUCUCCUCAUUUCUUAGGAUAUUCAAGACUUGCUAAUGAAAUUACUUCCAGUCAUACUGAUUGGAGAGAACAAAUUGAUUUAGCUACUGAAUUACCAGGUCCAUCUAAAAAUGAUCCAAUUUAUAAAAACAUUGAAGGACCAAACUUAUGGCCCGAUGAAAAAUAUAUCCCUAAAUUCAAACCUACUAUUUUAAAUUAUAUUGCAAAGAUGACUCAUUUAAGUCAAGAAUUCAGAUAUUUAGUAUUAGAAUCAAUUGGAUUGGAUAAACAUUCCUUAGAUGUAUAUUUUAAACCUAAUCAACAAUGUAAAAUGAAAUUAGUGGCCUAUCCGGAUUUAAAUGAAUUAAAUGGAAAACAAUCAGUGGUAUUAGAUGAUAAACCAACUACUCAACAACAAGGAGUAGGACCUCAUUGUGAUUCUGAUAUUUUAACCUUUAUUUAUCAAGUUACUCCUCAUGAAAAUUCCUUACAAGUUCAAAAUUUCCAAGGGGAUUGGAUUUCAGUACCUAAUAUUCCUAAUACAUUAGUAGUUAAUGCAGGUCAAACCUUAGAAGCUAUAACUCAAGGAGUUUGUAAAGCUACAAUUCAUAAAGUUUUAAUUCCUCAACCUGGAAGUGGAACCCGAAUCUCAAUUCCAUUUUUUCAAACCAUUGAUCUUGAUAGUCAUAAAGAUAUAGUAGCUGAUAUUCCAGCUGAAAUCAUUAAAUUGACACAAGAAAGAGAUACGAACAUUAAGAAAUGGGGUCAAGAUAUUGGUUUCCAAUAUAAACCUGAUAUAUCAAAACAUCCAGUAGGAUAUGCUGUAUUUAGAAAUAGAAUUAAAUCUCAUCAAGAUGUUGCAAAAAGAUGGUAUCCUGAAAUCUUGAAGCAAGUUUUACAAGAAUAUAAAGAUUAA
Messenger RNA from Scheffersomyces coipomensis, 1125 nucleotides. RefSeq lists its product as uncharacterized. Bases 1 to 1125 code for a protein of 374 amino acids. Lineage: Eukaryota; Fungi; Ascomycota; Pichiomycetes; Serinales; Debaryomycetaceae. The transcript has a single exon. The record is from RefSeq and is a predicted model, not a curated record. Gene Ontology annotation, molecular function: 2-oxoglutarate-dependent dioxygenase activity.